GGUUCGUGUGUCGGAACGGGCACAUGAAGUGUUCUUAGCACUUUGUGUGGUGACGGUCGAUCUCUAGCGAAACCUUGAAGAUAUUUUGGAUCACAUUUCGCCUGAAAGGGGCGCCACCACGAGUUCUAAAAAUUCGUGUAUGUACGUGCAAGUUGUGAAUUAUUACGAGUUGUGAUUUGUGCGAAUUUCAAUUUUAAAUCAUCAAAAUGUUCAGUGGAAUCGCAGACGGCGCGUUCCGAAGCAUUGGUGAGAAGACAUCGGCACUGUUCGAACGGAAGAAGAAGGAUGUAGAACAAAUCGCUACAGAAAAGGCGCAGGACGCCAGUCACGUCGUUGAAGACCAGGUCAAUAAGGCUGGAGAGUUAAUUAGCGGGGCACAGAAGUCUGCAGGUGAAGCUGCCGAUUCGGCUAACCAGGCGAGGAAUUCCGCCAUCGAUGCUUUGGAUAAAGAACUUUCCAAAGUGUCAGUAGCAGCCGGAGAAGCCAAAGACGCUGCCAGCAAGGCUGUGGCCGACGGCAAGAAAGUCAUUGACACCACGAAGGACACGCUUGCUACCACUGCAGAAAACACAAAGAAACAAGCCGAAUCCGCCGUCAACUCUGCGAAAGAAACUAUCGAUAAUACGGUGGAGGGCACAAAGACAGCGGCUCAAUCUACGCUGGACACCGGCAAAUCAUACAUUGACAGCGCCAAAGAUACGCUUGCUGGUACUGUAGAUAGCACUCAAAAAGCUGCGCAGUCGGCUGUCGAAACAGGAAAAACAUAUGCCGCGUCUGCUAGAGAUACUGCUCAAGCCUCGUUGCAAACGGCAUUGGAUGCCUCGAAGACGGCAGCGUAUUCCGCUUAUGACAUGGGCAAAUUUUAUUUAGAUAGUGCUAAAGAUACCGUUGCAAGCACUGUAGAUAACACUAAAAAGGCUGCCGAGAGCACAUUCGAAACUGGAAAAUCUUACAUCGAUUCAGCUAAAGACUCAAUAACCGGCACUGUGAGUUCAACGAUAGAUACCACAAAAAGCAUUGCAUCAUCGACAUUUGAAAAAGGCGCAUCACUCGUAGGAUCCGCUAAAGAUAACGUAGCCAGUACUUUAAAUGACACCAAAAAUGCUGCUGAAAGCACAACUGAAACAGGAAAGUCUUACUUCGAUUCGACAAAAGACGCUAUCACGGGUACCGUGAACUCAACAUUGGAUAGCACGAAAAGCGUUGCAGAAUCGGCUUACGACAAAGGCGCGUCACUUGUAGGAUCCGCUAAAGAUACCGUAGGCAACACUGUAGACGGUACCAAAAACGCUGCCAAAACAACUACUGAAACCGGAAAAUCUUACCUAGAUUCUGCAAAAGACUCGAUUACCGGUACCGUGAGCUCAGUCAUAGAUAGCACGAGAAGCGUUGCAACAUCGGCUUACGACAAAGGCGCGUCACUUGUAGGAGAUACCGUAAGCAGCGCUGUGAAUAGCACGAAUAACGCUGCAGAAAGCACAACUGAAACAGGGAAAUCUUACAUAGAUUCGGCGAAAGACACUAUUACUGAUACCAUGAGCUCAGUGGUAGAUAGUACAAAAGGCGUUGCAUCAUUGGCUUACGACAAAGGGGCGUCAUUUGUAAGCUCCGCUAAAGAUACCGUAGGCAGCACUGUCGAUAGUACCAAGAACGCUGCUGAAAGUACCACAGAAACCGGAAAAUCUUACAUCGAUUCGGCGAAAGACACUAUUACCGGUACCAUGAGCUCAGUGAUAGAUAGUACAAAAAGCGCUGCAGCAUCGGCUUAUGACAAAGGCGCGACGCUUGUAGAAUCCGCUAAAGAUACCAUAACCAGCACUGUAGACGGCAACAAAAGCAUUGGUGAAAAUACAACAGAAACAGUUGAGAAAUCUUACCUUGACUCUGCUAAAGAUUCUAUCGCAAGCACUGUAGAUAGCACUAAAAAGGCAGCUGAAAGCACAAUUGAGACCGGAAAAUCCUACGUCGGUUCGGCAAAUGAUAAGAUUGCCAGUACUGUGAACACGACUGUAGAUACCACAAAAAACGUUGCAGCAUUGGCUUUUGAUAAAGGUGCUUCAUUUGUAGGAUCCGCUAAAGGUACUAUCGCUAGUUCUGUAGAUAGCACUAAAAAAGUGGCUGAACGCUCAAUUGAUACAGGAAAAGCUUACGUCGAUUCGGCAAAAGAUAAAAUUGCCAGCACUAUGAGCACUACGGUAGAUACAACAAAAAGUGUAGCAGCAUCUGCUUUUGACAAAGGCGUGUCACUUGUAGGAUCUGCUAAAGAUACGGUAGCAAACACAGUAGAUACAACGAAAACUGCGGCAGCGUCAGCUGUUGAUAGAGGCUCAUCACUUAUCGGUAGUGCCAAAGACGCAGUCGCUAGCACUGCUCAAAACACACUUGAACUUACGAAGAGUGCGGCUGCGACGGCUGUUGACACAACGAGAAAUGUAGCUGGUAGCGUGGUCGAAAAGGGCUCAUCUGCCGUUGGUGUUGCUAAAGAUACUGUAGCGAGUACAAUUGAUACCACAAAGAAUGUAGCUGCUAGCGCAGCAGAUAAGGCUACAGCUCUAGUCGGAAGUGCUAAAGACACAGUAGCGGCUACAUUGCAAAGUUCCGUAGACACAACAAAAAAUAUCGCAGCAUCCGCUGUUGAGAAAGGUUCAUCGCUUGUAGGGAAUGCUAAAGAUACGGUAGCACAUACUGUACAAAGUACUGUAGAUACAACGAAAAAGCUGACGAGUUCUGUAUAUGAUAAGGGUGCGUCACUUGUUGGAGGCACUAAAGCCAAAGCUGAUCAAAAUGGUGUAGAUGCCUCUAUGGGAGUCUUUAUGUCAAUAACGCAGCAUAACGGUAGCAGAGACGCCAACAUAGAAGAUGCAGUUAACGCGACUGUAGAUGCCACCAAGAAAACAGCGGAAGAUGCAAAAGCGCAGGCUCGGAAGGCGGCUGAGGACGCUAAAGAAAAAGCGCGAUUGGCAGCUGAAGCUGCUAAAGAGGAAGCUAGGAAGGCGGCCGCCGACGCGAGUAAUGCCGUAAACAGUGCCGUAGACAACACAUUUAAGCGCGUUGAGAACGCUGCUGACGAAGGACUCAAGAAUGCUAGCCAAGUUGUUGACAACAAAAUCAAAGAUACGGACAAGUACUUGAACGAAAAGCGCGGGGAGCUGUCUUCAAACCUGUCCUCCGCUGCUAAUCAGGGUGCGGAAGGUGCUGCAGGACUUCUGGGCAAAAGCUUCGGAGCUUUUGGGCAUAAGUAAACUCGCCAAUUCACAAAUUUCUGAGAGAUAUUAUAAAUGGGAAAACUGCAUUUCCUGCUGUAGAAUAAACAUCCGCGUAGCCUUCUAUCUAUAUUAUAAUUGUAUGAUGAAAAUUUAUUACAAAAAAAGGUGUAAGUAUGUUGCGAGUUUUCCCUUGUCAGGUCACACAAACUUCGAUUUUUUUCACAAUAAAUUACACUUGCACAAAUUAUGUUCAAAAUUAUGUGUUAUUUUAGGAUUGCAGUACAAUUUUUAUUGAAUAUCUUUUUAAGUAUUUUGUUAAUCAAUAAAAUCAGUGUGAGAAAUCUAUUCACAAAGAAUUGCGCAAUGAAAAAGGCGUUAAGUCAAUAUAAUAAAUGUAAUUUGUUUGAACCUGGUUUGAACAUAAUGCCUAUUGCAAUCUCAUUUAUAUUAUUUAUUUAUUGACAUUUGUGUUGGUAUGUAAAUAUGUUUUAAUUUAAUUGUAAACCAACCAAUUUUGUUUCAUUUAUAUAAUUAAUUAUUAUGAUAUAAUGUAUAUUGCAUUUUAAUGGCAUUUUCACAAUUACAAUUUCAUCUAAAUAUUCAUAAAUGCUACUGUUACAAGCUUUGCAGACCGUCCUUUACAAGAAUUUAAGAUACUACUUUGGGUACAAAAAUUUAAUGCAUACCUACUAUUUAAAAAGAAACGCGUUUCUACAAUGUUAGACAGUAUGACAACUCGGCCUACGCGCAAUCGUGCCCUAGAUUAUUAAAAAAAUCUUAAAAUAUUUACUGCCGUAUUUUGGUGUUUAUUUACACAAUAAACUUACACUUAACAAAUAUAUUGUGUAUUUUGACAAAAAAUGUGCUUUCUAAAUGUUGCUUAUUACAAAGU
Hyposmocoma kahamanoa is the source of this 4098-nucleotide messenger RNA. Its product is annotated as perilipin-4. The transcript has 29 exons. Gene Ontology annotation, cellular component: plasma membrane. The record is from RefSeq and is a predicted model, not a curated record. NCBI's taxonomy places the organism in Eukaryota, Metazoa, Arthropoda, Insecta, Lepidoptera, Cosmopterigidae. The coding region runs from base 207 to 3242 and encodes 1011 amino acids.